AUCUCAUAAAGUAGUUAAUGUACUGGAGCUAUACUAUUGGUCAACUUGUCUAACGUACCCAUAACUUCAUUAAUCAGUUUAAAUUAUUCAUAGAGGUUAUUUAACUUAAGACAACAACAUGCCAACUUUAAGCAUUACUACUAAUUUACCAAAAUACAAAAUUCCAUCAACAUUUUUAGCUGAUGCAUCAAAAUUAGUCAGCCAAGUACUCCAAACACCAGAACUAUAUAUUGCUGUGAGAAUCAAGGCUGGACAACAGAUGUUUUGGUAUAAUAAUGAAUCGCCAUGUGCACUAGGAAACUUAACCGGAACUGGAAACUUUGGAAUCGAUGAAAAUAAGCAUUAUGCUUCAAUUAUAUACGACUUCAUUGAAAAACAACUUGGCAUACCGCAAGACAAAUUUUAUUUAUCAUUCGUGGAACAAAAACCAAGCAAUAUUGGAGUCCGAGGUACGACUUUAGAAGAGAUUAUUCAAUAGAAUCUGACAAGAUAUUCGAUGAUUAUGUGACAAUAAAAUAUUUGUGUUUUUUUUUUUUAAGUCUUUUAAAUCUAUUGUGUAAUAAUAUUAUAAUACUAAUAAAUAAUUCAUUUUAAUA
Molecule: messenger RNA, 596 nt
Organism: Acyrthosiphon pisum (pea aphid)
Lineage: Eukaryota; Metazoa; Arthropoda; Insecta; Hemiptera; Aphididae
Product: macrophage migration inhibitory factor-like protein
Molecular function (GO): phenylpyruvate tautomerase activity
Source: RefSeq, marked validated